GUUCACAUCCUGGAGAUGUACGAAGGCUGGUACCGAGGAUACACACUCCGGAAUAAAUCCAGGAAGGGCAUUUUCCCAGAAACUUACAUCCAUUUGAAAGAGGCCAUCGUGAAGGACCGGGGGCAGCACGAGACGGUGAUUCCCAGUGAGCUGCCCCUCGGCCAGGAGCUGACGGCCACACUGCGGGAGUGGGCAGUGAUCUGGCACAGGCUGUACGUGAACAACAAAACCACACAGUUCAGGCAUGUCCAGCAGCUCACCUACAGCCUGAUAGAGUGGAGAUCCCAAAUCCUCUCCGGGACCCUGCCCAAGGAUGAACUGGCUGAGCUCAAGAAAAAAGUCACUGCCAAGAUUGACUAUGGCAACAGGAUCCUGGGUCUGGACCUGGUUGUCCGAGAUGACAAUGGGAACAUCCUGGACCCAGAUGAGACCAGCACAAUCUCCCUCUUCAAGGCCCAUGAAACUGCAUCCAAGAGGAUUGAUGAGAGGAUCCAGGAGGAGAAGUCCCUGCAGCAGAGUUUGGACCUCCGGGGACAGCCAAUAUUCAACUCCACACACACUUACAGCCUCUAUGUGAACUUCAAGAACUUUGUCUGCAACAUUGGGGAAGAUGCAGAGCUGCUGAUGAGCCUCUAUGACCCUGACCUCUCCAAAUUCAUCAGUGAAAAUUACCUGGUUCGUUGGGGCAGCAAUGGGAUGCCUAAAGAAAUUGAGAAACUGAACAACCUCCAAGCAGUGUUUACUGACUUGAGCAGCUCAGACCUGAUCAGGCCCAGGAUCAGCCUGGUGUGCCAGAUCGUGCGCGUGGGGCACAUGGAGCUGAAGGAUGGCAAGAAGCACACCUGCGGCCUGCGCAGGCCCUUCGGCGUGGCAGUGAUGGACAUCACUGACAUCAUCCAUGGCAAGGUGGACGACGAGGAGAAGCAGCAUUUUAUCCCCUUCCAGCAGAUUGCCAUGGAAACCUACAUCAGGCAGCGGCAGCUGAUCAUGUCCCCCCUGAUCACCUCGCACGUCAUCGGUGAGAACGAGCCCCUCACCUCCGUCUUCAACAAAGUCAUCGCUGCCAAGGAGGUCAACCACAAGGGCCAAGGUCUCUGGGUCUCCCUGAAGUUGCUCCCUGGGGAUCUGGCUCAGGUUCAGAAGGAUUUUUCCCACCUGGUAGACAGAUCCACUGCAGUGGCUCGAAAAAUGGGGUUCCCUGAGAUCAUCCUUCCUGGUGAUGUCAGGAAUGACAUCUACGUCACCCUGAUCCAGGGGGAGUUUGACAAAGGCAAGAAGAAAACCCCCAAGAACGUCGAGGUCACCAUGUCUGUGCAUGAUGAGGAUGGGAACCUGCAGGAGAAAGCCAUCCACCCUGGGGCUGGCUACGAGGGAGUGUCAGAGUACAAGUCUGUGGUUUAUUACCAGGUCAAGCAGCCCUGCUGGUACGAGACUGUCAAGGUGGCCAUUGCCAUAGAAGAAGUCAGUCGCUGCCACCUGAGGUUCACGUUCCGUCACCGCUCGUCCCAGGAGUCCAGGGACAGAUCUGAGAGGGCUUUUGGCAUGGGCUUUGUGAAGCUGAUGAAUGCAGAUGGAACAACACUGCAGGAUGGCAAACACAAUUUGAUUAUUUACAAGGGUGACAACAAGAAAAUGGAAGAUGCCAAGAGUUAUUUGACUCUUCCUUGCACCAAAACAGAGGAGGAGAAGGAGGCUCCCUCAGGGAAAAACCUGCACUCUCUGGCCAACUUCACCCCCACAAAGGACAGCACAAAGGACAGCUUCCAGAUUGCCACUGUCAUCUGCUCCACCAAACUCACCCAGAAUGUUGACCUGCUGGGUUUGCUGAACUGGCGCUCCAACGCCCACAACAUCGCCCACAACCUCAGGAAGCUCAUGGAGGUGGAAGGAGGAGAAAUUGUGAAGUUUUUGCCAGACACCCUCGAUGCACUUUUCAACAUCAUGAUGGAAAUGUCAGAAAAUGAAACCUAUGAUUUCCUGGUGUUUGAUGCCCUGGUGUUUAUUAUUUCUUUGAUUGGAGACAUCAAGUUCCAGCAUUUCAACGCUGUGCUCGAGACUUACAUCUACAAACACUUCAGUGCAACCCUGGCCUAUGUGAAACUCACCAAAGUGCUGAACUGCUACGUGGGGAAUGCUGAGGACUCCAGCAAGACAGAGCUGCUCUUUGCAGCCCUGAAAGCCCUGAAAUACCUGUUCAGGUUCAUCGUGCAGUCCCGGGUGCUGUACCUGAGUGUGUAUGGGAAGAGUGAGGAUGGGAAUGAAUUCAACGAUGCAAUUCGCCAGCUCUUCCUCUCCUUCAACGUCCUCAUGGACCGGCCCCUGGAGGAGGCUGUCAAGAUCAAGGGGGCAGCUUUAAAAUAUUUGCCAAGCAUCAUAAAUGAUGUCAAACUGGUAUUUGACCCCGUUGAGCUCAGUGUCCUCUUCAGCAAGUUCAUCCAGAGCAUCCCUGACAACCAGCUGGUGCGGCAGAAGCUGAACUGCCUGACCAAGAUCGUGGAGAGUGACCUGUUCAAGCAGGCUGAGUGCAGAGAUGCCCUCCUGCCCCUGCUCAUCGAUCAGCUGAGUGGGCAGCUGGAUGACAACUCCAGCAAGCCCGACCGCGAGGCCAGCUCCCAGCUCCUGAGCAGUGUCCUGGAGGUCCUGGACCGCAAAGAUGUGGGUGCCACUGCUCUGCACAUCCAGCAGAUGAUGGAGCGGCUGCUGCGCCGGAUCAACCGCACGGUGAUCGGGAUGAGCCGCCAGAGCCCGCACAUCGGUAUUUUCGUGGCCUGCAUGACAGCCAUCCUGAGGCAGAUGGAUGAUUUCCAUUACAGCCAUUACAUCAACACUUUCAAAACCAGGCAGGACAUCAUUGAUUUCCUGAUGGAAACAUUCAUCAUGUUCAAGGACCUGAUUGGGAAGAACGUGUAUGCAGCUGACUGGAUGGUCAUGAACAUGAUGCAGAGCAGGGUUUUCCUCCGGGCAGUGAACCAAUUCACCUCCGUCCUCAACCGCUUCUUCCUGGAUCAGACCCAUUUUGAGCUCCAGCUCUGGAAUAACUAUUUCCACUUGGCAGUUGCCUUCCUCACUCACGAGUCCCUGCAGCUGGAGACCUUCUCCCAGGCCAAACGCAACAAAAUCAUCAAGAAGUAUGGGGACAUGAGGAAGGAAAUUGGCUUCAAAAUCAGGGAUAUGUGGUAUAACCUGGGUCCCCACAAAAUCAAAUUCAUCCCAGCAAUGGUGGGGCCAAUCCUGGAGGUGACCCUGGUCCCAGAACCUGAGCUGAGGAAAGCAACAAUUCCCAUUUUUUUUGACAUGAUGCAGUGUGAGUUCAACUUCAGUGGGAAUGGGAACUUCCACAUGUUUGAGAACGAGCUGAUCACCAGGCUGGACCAGGAGGUGGAGGGGGGCCGAGGGGAUGAGCAGUACAAGGUCCUGCUGGAGAAACUGCUGCUGGAGCACUGCAGGAAGCACAAGUACCUGGCAGCCCCAGGAGAGGUGUUUGCCCUGCUGGUCAGCAGCCUCCUGGAGAACCUGCUGGACUACAGGACCAUCAUGCACGAUGAGAGCAAGGAGAACCGCAUGAGCUGCACCGUCAACGUGCUGAAUUUCUACAAGGAGAAGAAGCGAGAGGACAUUUACAUCAGGUAUCUGUACAAGCUCAGGGACCUGCACACAGACUGUGAGAACUUCACAGAGGCUGCCUACACCCUGCUCCUGCACGCUGAGCUGCUCCAGUGGUCAGAGAAGCCCUGUGCCCCUCACCUGCUGCAGAGGGACUCCUUCUGUGUGUACUCCCAGCAGGAGCUCAAGGAGAAGCUCUACCAGGAGAUCAUCUCCUUCUUCGACAGGGGCAAGAUGUGGGAAAAAGCCAUUCAGCUGAGCAAGGAGCUGGCUGACAUGUAUGAGAACAAGGUCUUUGACUACGAGGGACUUGGCAAUCUCCUGAAAAAAAGAGCCACUUUUUAUGAGAACAUCAUGAAGGCCAUGAGACCUCAGCCUGAGUACUUUGCUGUUGGCUACUAUGGACAGGGUUUUCCUUCUUUCCUCAGGAACAAGAUUUUCAUCUACCGUGGCAAGGAGUACGAGCGCAGGGAGGAUUUCAACCUGAAGCUGCUGACCCAGUUCCCCAAUGCUGAGAAGAUGACCAGCACAGCCCCUCCAGGAGAGGAGAUCAAGGCUUCCCCCAAACAGUAUGUGCAGUGCUUCAUUGUGAAGCCUGUGAUGAACCUGCCACCUAAUUACAAAGAUAAACCUGUUCCUGAACAGAUCUUAAACUACUACAGAGCCAACGAGGUGCAGCAGUUCACUCACUCCAGACCUGUCAGGAAAGGAGAGAAGGAUCCAGACAACGAGUUUGCUAACAUGUGGAUAGAGAGGACAACCUACACGACAGCUUAUUCCUUUCCAGGCAUCCUCAAGUGGUUUGAGGUCAAACAGGUCACAACGGAGGAGAUCAGCCCCCUGGAGAAUGCCAUAGAGACCAUGGAGCUGACCAAUGAGAGGAUCACCAACGUGGUGCAGCAGCAGGGCUGGGACCGCAGCCUGCCCGUGCACCCCCUGUCCAUGCUGCUCAGUGGCAUCGUGGACCCCGCGGUCAUGGGGGGCUACACCAACUAUGAGAAGGCCUUCUUCACAGAGAAAUAUCUCCAAGAACAUCCUGAAGAUCAAGACAAAAUUGAGCUGCUCAAGCAACAAAUUGCGAUACAGAUGCCUCUCCUGGCAGAGGGGAUCCGGAUCCACGGCGAGAAGCUGACGGAGCAGCUGAAGCCGCUGCACGAGAGGCUCACAGCCUGCUUCAGGGAGCUCAGGAGGAAGGUGGAGAAGCAGUACGGGGUCAUAACUCUGCCCCCGGUGCUGACGGACAGGAAGCCGAGCCGCUCGGGCUCCAUGGUGCUGCCCUACAUCAUGUCCUCCACCCUCAGGAGGCUCUCGGUCACCUCCGUGGCCUCCUCUGUGGCCUCCACCUCGUCCACCUCGUCCGACAGCGCUUCCUCCAGGCCGGGCUCCGACGGAUCUACCCUGGAGCCUCUCCUGGAGAGGAGAAUAUCCACAUCUUCCAGAGCUGAGGAGCUGCCUGUGAAAGAAGAUGGUGACAACAGGAUUAGCAAACUCAAGAGGAAGGAGUGGAGCAUUAGCAAGUCUCAGGUUAUUGUGGAGAAGGAGCCAGAAACAGAAGUCACUUCCAAAAUGGGCCCAGCAGGGAGGGCCCAGAGGCCCAAGAGUCUGCAGCUGGGGGACACCAGGCUGACCCUGCUGCAGGGACCCUCGAUGCAGCAACCCACCCAGAGCCCUCCCCCCAUCACCCCCAAAACCCCCCGGACCCUGAGCUCCCCCUCGUUGCAGGCUGAUGGAUUGGCCACACCACCCCCCCCUCCCCCCAAAAGCAAACCCUACGAGAGCAGCACCCCCAGGAACUCUGUGGAGGUUGCUCCAGCGCUGCCCAGCAGGCGAGAGGCCAAACCUCCCCCUCCACCCCCCAAAACCAGGAAAUCCAGCGUGGUGUCCUCGGAGCAGGGGCUGCCCUGA
Messenger RNA from Melozone crissalis (California towhee), 5508 nucleotides. It is a transcript of the gene DOCK5, whose product is annotated as dedicator of cytokinesis 5. The record is from RefSeq and is a predicted model, not a curated record. The transcript is spliced from 51 exons. Gene Ontology annotation, biological process: cell migration; small GTPase-mediated signal transduction. The coding region runs from base 16 to 5508 and encodes 1830 amino acids. Gene Ontology annotation, molecular function: guanyl-nucleotide exchange factor activity; small GTPase binding; GTPase activator activity. NCBI's taxonomy places the organism in Eukaryota, Metazoa, Chordata, Aves, Passeriformes, Passerellidae. Gene Ontology annotation, cellular component: cytoplasm; plasma membrane.